AUGGAAGAAAAGCGAUACUUUUUGGAAAUAUGUUUCUUCACCGUGGUAGCAAUACUCAUACUCCUGGUUUGCUACUCAACCUGGUUCGACUUGUCGCUUCAAUCGGCCCAGCGAUAUCCGGACAAAUACUUCAGUAAAUCCCAUACCACUAGUCGCAACCGGCUGCUCUCCGCUUUCUCCAUUCCUCGGAACCUCCGACGCAUAGGAGAUAGUCCUGACACAGAAAUCCGUAAGGAGUUGAACUUCCUCGAAUCGUUCCGCUUCAUCCAAAUGCAUCGCAUCGUCACGCUUCACAUCGUUAUGGCCUUGGUCAAGGCCCCCAAGAGCAAUCCGGACGACCUUGAACGCAUGGUCUAUAAACCGGCCGCCAUCCAUUAUGUCGCCGAAUUCCAGAACUACGUACAAACUUUUUUCUCCAUCACUGGAAUGCUGUUGACGAUCAAUUUUCUGGAGCACAUUCGGAAGAACCCUCAAUUUGAUAUGAAAUACUUUUGGGAACGGAUCCGAGCACGGCUGUACCGAAUAAUUCCGGCUUAUCUGUUCAUCAUGCUGCUGGAAACUUCCAUCAAUCGACGAUUCAUGAACGGACCUCUGGCACAGCUAACGGUUGGACAAUCCAGAGCCAUUUGUCGUCAAAAUUGGUGGACUAAUCUGCUGUUUCUGAACAACUACAUCGAUACCGAUAAACCGUGUCUUAUUCAAUCGUGGUACUUGGCCGCUGAUCUGCAGCUGUUCGUAUUUGCCCUCGGUUGCCUAAUGUUAAUCUGGCGAUGGCCAUUCAUGAAGAAAUACAUUCUUGCCGCUGGUUUUGCAUGGGGAAUCAUCAUUACCACGAUCGUUGCCUACACACGUCGUAUCCCACCGGUCAUGACAGAAGACCUCAAGCUGUACGACAACUACAACUUCGGUCACCCAUACUUCCAACUUUAUCAACCGUUUCACAUGAACAUCACCAUCUACUUUGCCGGAAUGAUCGCCGGUUUCGUGUACCAUCGGUUCCGCGAGUCGCGCAAAGAGUUUUUCAAAUCUCGGCUGCAGUUCAACAUGCUGCAAAUCACCGUGUUCAUGUACUUCUUUACUUUGGCUACCGAUUGGUGGGUGGUUCUACACCAAUCUUCGAUCCCGCCACUUCUGUUGGCGAUCUACGCCACCUGGUUCAAACACGCCUGGGGACUCCUGUGCACCAUGAUCCAAGUCCGGACGGCUCUCGCCACCAGUUGGUCCCGCUUCCGGAGCUUUUUUAGUCACCCGAUUUUCAUCGUGCUCGGAAAGUUGUGCUACAGCUUCUAUCUGAUCCACUUCACCGUGAUAGUGCAGAUUGUAGGCUCAUCCAAACAGCCAAUCUUCUUCAGUAUGAGGGUGAUUAUGGAAUACAUGAUGACGGUCUGCAUGUACACGCUAUUUUUCGGAACGCUGCUGUGCAUCCUGAUCGAGCUGCCUUCAAAUGUGGCCCUGCGGGAACUGUUCGAGUCGACACCGGAAAAGAAACCUAUCGGGAACGGCGAUGCCGGUACGAAUGUACCGAACGGGAAAUCACAACUUAAUGCUACUAGUGACUGAAAACCAAAUGUUUUUAUUAUUAGGAAUUGUGUAAAAAAAUACUCAAUUAAAGCUGUGCUUUAUAAGAAUGUUCAAAAAUGGAAUUUUAUGUAUGUAUACUUUCAUCCGCCACUGUAAAUACAUUCGCAGCAGAGAGAAUGGUUGGUGCUAACCAUCCCGUCCGCUCACACAACUUGAGUAGAGAGUGAGACCGGCUUGUUUGUUGCUCUCGCAUUGAAGUCAUCACUGAUGAUCGCGCGAUCGAUCGAGUGCUUUGCUUCGUCUCCAAGCUCUGCGGGGUGGAGAACCGCCGCGAUCGUCGUCGCCAUAGUAACGAACGACGCUUCUCGCCGGUCACGUAGCACCGGGCGGCGGGCAAGCACGCGAAGAAAGCUACCAAAACAAAAGCGACGAUCGUGUGGUGUUCGGCAUCGCUUUUGUUGUAGGUCAACGUUUGCUGCCGCGAUGAUCGUUUCGCUAGUUCGUGUUGGUUGGGGAAGAGGUGAGCAAGGCAGACAAGAAAAGAUUUGCGCGUGUUUUGAUUUUUUAGGGUUUUCGGUGAUUACCGUCUAGUCGUACGAUCGGAUGGGCAGCUGGAAUUUUUGAAGUGAGUAAUUAUACAUGGGGAUGAUUGCCAUCUCAUCGUUUUUUGUGUGAUUUUUAUAUGUAGGAAAUGCGAAGAAUGACGCGCAUUUUCUUAUUUGAAUAGAUAACUUAUUCGUGACAUGCGAAGAUAUUUUCGGUUACCAUGAUAAAGAAGGUAGUAAUCGAUUGAAAUAUAUUUUUUGCAAGUCACCUAUUGUAAUCGCUCGCGUUCUAAAACUAGCAAUCAAAUCAAUUUCUUCGUAACCUUGCGUGAUUUAAGUUGAACUACGAAUUGAGCGAUCGUUUUCAGAGUAAACAUAACCAUAUUUUGAAUACCACUUCAUAACUUAUGGUGUUAAUCAUUAAAAUAAAGAAUUACCGAUGAGUUCACGUCCAUUACCGCAUUUAUCUAACGCCGACAAACUAAAUGAUCCUUCAUAUUCAUAUGGAUCGUCCCAUUUUGCUGAAUGACGUGGGUACUUAUCUGUUCUGACGUACAUUAGUUUGCAAUGAUGAUCCAUUUGACGUUUGACGUAAUUUCUAAGAAAGCAAAUAAUGAUUUGUAUGGGUAUUGUUGGAGAUUGACAAACGAAGAACACGUCAUUGA
Aedes albopictus (Asian tiger mosquito) is the source of this 2731-nucleotide messenger RNA. RefSeq names its product nose resistant to fluoxetine protein 6-like. Gene Ontology annotation, molecular function: acyltransferase activity, transferring groups other than amino-acyl groups. The record is from RefSeq and is a predicted model, not a curated record. Bases 1 to 1560 code for a protein of 519 amino acids. The transcript is spliced from 4 exons. Lineage: Eukaryota; Metazoa; Arthropoda; Insecta; Diptera; Culicidae.